ACCCAUCAGCAAGCUGACACAGCUGCUCUGCGUCCAAUCACCCUAGCAGUGCGACUACAUAUCCUUUCCUCGCUGUUUUCACAUUCUUUUCAUCUCACAGCGAACGAGCAAUGACAGACGCGUUCCCCAUCACUUUGGUGGGGCCUUCUUCAAAGGAGAGGAAGUAUGACCGACAACUGCGUUUAUGGGCAGCCAGUGGACAGCAAGCACUUGAGCAGUCGCGAGUACUACUAGUCAAUUCGGACGGUCCUAUCGACGGAGAAAACACAUCAAUCGGCGGUGUUGCUGGUGUCGAAACGCUCAAGAACCUGGUCUUGCCUGGAGUGGGAGGAUUCACCAUCGUUGAUCCUGCCAUUGUUACAGAAUCUGACCUCGGUGUGAAUUUCUUUGUCGAAGAGAGUAGUCUGGGAAAAUCACGAGCUCAGGAAACAUGUACAUAUCUCAAGGAGCUGAAUCCUGAUGUGGAUGGAGACUACAGAACUGAGCCAAUUUCAGAUCUCCUACAACAAUCUGAUUUCCUCUCAGACUAUAAACUCAUAGUGGUGUCAGGCCCUAUAAAACGGUCAUCUCUCGAUACAUUGUCCAUCUCUGCCGAACAACUUGGCAUCCCUUUAAUUUACACGCGAUCCGUCGGCUUCUAUUCCUCCUUCUCAUUACAACUACCCUCCGAAUUCCCUAUUGUGGAAACACACCCAGACCCCGAAUCUACUCAAGACUUACGACUACUCAAUCCAUGGCCUGAGCUGCAGGCUGCAGCCUCAGCACUCACGAACCUCGAUGAGCUCGAUGACCACGACCACGGCCAUGUCCCUUAUAUUCUCAUAUUAUUACACUACAUCGAAAAUUGGAAAGCCGAACAUGACGGGAAAGCACCAGAAAAUUACAAGGAAAAGACAGCCUUUAGAGAAUUCGUGAGAGCCGGAGCAAGAAUCAACACAGCAGAAGGCGCGGAAGAGAACUUUGAUGAAGCUGUGGGUGCGGUGCUCAAGGGCAUUAAUCCUUGGUCGUUACGCAGUAAUAUUCGCGAGAUAUUCGACAUGGAGCAGUGCAAGAACCUGCGACCAGAUUCAGACAAUUUCUGGAUUAUUGCCGCUGCGUUGAAAGAGUUCUAUGAAAAACAUGCUGUUCUCCCACUUCCUGGAUCUUUGCCUGAUAUGAAAGCCAAGUCGGCAGAUUAUAUCUCCUUGCAGAACAUCUAUAAAAGCAAAGCGAGCCGAGAUAUCAAAGAAGUCUUGGAGACUGUUCGUAUUCUAGAAUCGCAGCUGGGUUCACGACCUACGCCAGUUGCGGAGAAAGAAGUCGAAGUCUUUUGCAAGAAUGCAUCUCAUGUGAAAGUCAUUCGUGGCCGACGAAUACCUCACAUCACCAUCGACGCCAGCCAAACUCUCAAAGCUAUACGAUUCGGGUUUGGUAACCCUGAAUCCGUGAUUUCUGUCUACAUCGCUUUCGAAGCCCUAGACGUCAUUGUAGAUGGAAUCCAAAACGGAAAAUUACCCGCAACAGCAUUAGACGACGAUGCUACCUGGGAUGCAACCCUCGACCGACUAAUAACCACAAUCGCAGAAGACGACAAAUCCUUCCUCGAAGAUAGAGAAUCGGUUCGUGACAACGUGACGAAAGCAGCUAAAGAGCUGCGUCGUACUGAAGGUGGUGAACUGCAUAAUAUCUCCUCUCUGACUGGCGGCUUGGUCUCGCAAGAAGCGCUCAAAGUGUUGACUAGACAGUAUGUGCCGUUGGAUAAUACUUGUAUCUUUGACGGAAUUGGUAGUCGGAGUGAGAUGUAUCGCUUGUAAGACCGGCAGGGUCUUUAGAAGCUACAAAAUGAAUAAAUGAAUGACGAAAUAGCAAGGUUCUAGCACGAAUAGUCAUGUUAUCAAUAAUCCAUUCAGACACAAUCCAGAAAGAAAUAUAGCUUGUACAGCCUGAAUGUAAGGAUAUAAACUUGAUUCAAGCUCCCCCCUUAUAUGCAAAGGAAAAAUAGACCGUCUUUCAAAAUCUUGAGAAUCCAAAAAAUGGCAUGUACAUAUUCUGGCGCCUGUCCGUACUCCUGACCCCAGAAACAAAGCCAACUAUAGAAGACAGGAUAAUGCAUAUAGCCUUGAUAAUCAUGUAAGAAAGGUAGCCCAAACAUGUAAGCCAAAAAAAAAAAAAAAAGUGAAAUGUCAAAAGUGUACAGAGUAUUGAGAAGGUGAAAUUCGUAGCAAGAUCGGCAAUGACGUGAGCAAAGUAAAUGUAACA
Molecule: messenger RNA, 2238 nt
Organism: Talaromyces stipitatus ATCC 10500
Lineage: Eukaryota; Fungi; Ascomycota; Eurotiomycetes; Eurotiales; Trichocomaceae
Product: ubiquitin-like activating enzyme (UlaA), putative
Exons: 2
Coding region: 111-1793 (560 amino acids)
Biological process (GO): protein neddylation
Cellular component (GO): cytoplasm
Molecular function (GO): NEDD8 activating enzyme activity
Source: RefSeq, a predicted model, not a curated record